Messenger RNA from Orbilia oligospora ATCC 24927, 852 nucleotides. RefSeq lists its product as uncharacterized. Gene Ontology annotation, cellular component: mitochondrial outer membrane. NCBI's taxonomy places the organism in Eukaryota, Fungi, Ascomycota, Orbiliomycetes, Orbiliales, Orbiliaceae. Bases 1 to 852 code for a protein of 283 amino acids. The transcript has 7 exons. The record is from RefSeq and is a predicted model, not a curated record. Gene Ontology annotation, biological process: monoatomic anion transmembrane transport. Gene Ontology annotation, molecular function: voltage-gated monoatomic anion channel activity.
AUGGCUCCUCCUGCUUUUUCCGAUAUCGCCAAACCAAGUUUGGAUCUCCUGAAUAAGGAUUUUUACCAUACCGCUGCGGCCACUCUGGAAGUAAAAUCGAAAGCGCCAAACGGCGUUGCCUUCACUGUCAAAGGGAAGAGUGAUCAUAAGAGCGGGAUCAAUGGACAGCUCGAGGCCAAGUACACAGAUAAGCCAACCGGUCUUACCUUGACGCAGGCAUGGACUACUUUCAAUGCCCUUGACACGAAGGUUGAGCUUGACAAUACCAUUGCAAAUGGUCUUAAGGCCGAGGUCCUCACCCAGUUUCUCCCCGCUUCCAAGAACACUGGAGCGAAGUUGAACCUCCACUUCCGCCAACCAAAUUUCCAUGGCAGAGCCUUUUUCGAUCUUUUGAAGGGACCUACCUUCAAUGGUGACCUUACCGUUGGUCACGAAGGAUUCCUGGUUGGGGCAGAGGUCGGAUACGAUGUCACUAGCGCCAAAAUCACUCGCUACGCAGCUGGCCUAGGGUAUUCUGUACCCGAAUACACCGCUGCUAUCACUGCUAGCAACAACCUCAGCGUCUUCUCCGCCAGCUAUUACCACAAAGUGAACUCUCAAGUCGAAGCUGGCGCUAAGACUACAUGGGACGCGAAAGGCACCUCCGCUGUUAGUCUCGAGGUUGGAAGCAAAUAUAAGCUUGAUUCCCUAGCUUUUGUCAAGGCAAAAAUCAACAAUGCGGGCAUAGCAGCUCUAGCCUAUAACCAAGUCCUAAGGCCCGGUGUUACAAUCGGCCUAGGUGUUUCAAUCGAAACCCAACGGCUCAACGAGUCUGCACACAAGUUCGGUGCAUCUUUUACCUUCGAAGGUUAA